Saccostrea cuccullata (small rock oyster) is the source of this 1230-nucleotide messenger RNA. RefSeq lists its product as uncharacterized. The coding region runs from base 88 to 1083 and encodes 331 amino acids. NCBI's taxonomy places the organism in Eukaryota, Metazoa, Mollusca, Bivalvia, Ostreida, Ostreidae. The record is from RefSeq and is a predicted model, not a curated record. The transcript is spliced from 3 exons.
UAUUUUCAACGCAAGCUUUCAGAUAGAAUCGGCGAAAACGAGAAGCAGGAGGAAAUUGAAAUCAAACAAACACGAAUAUCUGUUGAAAUGAGUACCAUUUCGUCAUCAUUAAGACCUCGUACUCUUUGGAUUGGGAAAAAACGUACAAAAAGUAUCCUUGUAAUUUUUGCUGUCGGUACCGCAUGUGGACUAUACAUCUCAACAUUCAUGAACGCUUCUCGUCAACCAUUUGGAAAGUCUGUCAAAUUUAAGUAUGAAGGGCGUAGUCUAUUGACAAUGUUUUCAACUUGGCCAACGCCCGAAUAUCCAGAAAAAUAUGAUGUUCGAAAUAACACCGUGGCUAACUGGAUUAAAUUUAAGGAAUUUUUUACCCCAAUUUAUUUUACAAAUGACGAAAAUUUGAAACAUGCCGUUGAAAAAGGCGGCUGGAAAACACUACCGGUGACAAAAGUGGGAAGUGGUAACGAUUUACCUGUUUUCAAGAACUUGUUUUUAGACGCUAUGAAACACUACGAUUCGUGGUUCUAUGGUUUUGCGAGUGGGGACAUAAUGUUUACAGAAGGACUCAUCAAAACACUUCUUGCUUUGAUUAGAAUACCUGAAUUUCGAGAUAAAGUAAUCCUUCUUGUUGGUCAAAGAACAAACGUUGAUAAUGUUACUAUGGAGGAAGCCACGAAUUUUGAAACUCUUAAAAAGAUCUCAAAAGACAGGGGGCAGUUGUGGACUCCACUGGCUGAAGACUACUUCAUUACGUCCAAAAAUUUUCCAUGGGGAGAACUGCUUGAUGUGGUUUCUGGAAGAUGUGGGAUGGAUAACUUUAUAGUUAUGGAGUCGCUUGACCGAGGUUAUAUAGUUAUUGAAACUACCCAAACAAUAUUAGCUGUGCAUCACACAAGCGUAGGCGGGAAUAAUGAAAACCUUAGAAAACCUAAUGCAAAUUAUAACAUGGAUCUGAUCAAGAAGUUUUAUGGACGUAAGCCUUAUAAUUACAGCAAAGGACGAACAAUUUGUGCUAAUUAUUUUUCGGAGUUUCUCAACAAACAUACAAUUAUCUUUAGUAAAAAAAGCAAAUCUGUUUGUUAGGAAUAUGUUAAUUACGCAUCCCUUGCUCAAAAAGUAUAAUUAAUAUAAAAAUUGUAAUUACGGCAUUCGGAUAAAUAACUAGGGUUCAAAAUUUUUUUUGAAACAUUAUUCUCUAUUUGCAUCUGUAAACAGUGUAUUUUCUUUUUA